Molecule: messenger RNA, 323 nt
Organism: Symbiodinium sp. CCMP2456
Lineage: Eukaryota; Dinophyceae; Suessiales; Symbiodiniaceae
Source: the annotation of a GenBank genome assembly
GUAUCACUGUGUCUUCGACUACGACCAGCUCCUUCACCCUCACCAGCACGACCACCAUCACAUCCACCACCCUCGAAAACUACAACAUCAUCGCCGGAAGUUUGACCUUGGAAGUGAGUGAUUGCCCUGCCCUCGAUACGGCACAGGGACGUGCCGGUCUGGCAGAUGGCAUUGCGGAGACUGCAAAUGUGUCGGCUGAGUUCGUGGCCGUGACCGUGACUUGCAACCGGCGGCUCGAGGCGCUCAUGGAAGCCUUCCGGCGACUGUCGACCGCCGCAGACGUGGACUACCUGAUCGACUUGCCAUAUGAGACGCCGAAGGAG